AUGUCAUCGACCCAAGACACGGAGGCCGAGAGUUAUAGCGAAGAAUUCAAAGCAUUGCGACGGAAGCUCUUGGAAUAUCCUAUAGGAGAAGACUAUCCUAAAUUUAAGGAACGCCAGAAGCAUGCGGUAAACCCUGGGAAGGCACGAGAGCUGUGGAACACAGUCUUGUCAGAGUGUCGUACGCGAAAAUCGAGGGAAGGUAAUGGGUAUCACCCACGGGCGAUGGAUCGUGGAUGGAAUAGAGUUGAGCGUCAUUGGGUUCCGUAUGAUGGAGACUCACCGAAAUUAAUGGACGAGCCAUGCCUGGCGAUGGACAUGUUUACAGACGGAUCGAAGGCAAAUCCGAGGACGAUGAGCUUGACGAAGAACGAUCGGAAGGAGAAUCGGAUAUUGAAAAUGAUAUGCACGAGGAGGAUAAAACGACACAUGAGCCGGAUAGGAGCAUUACACUGGAAGGCUCCGAUCAAAGAAGUAAAAGCCAAGGAGAGGUACCUCGACGCCCUUCGACCGGGCGACUUGAAGCGAUUGUCAGCAUUAAGCGGCAACUGCAGCAGCCCCAGCCCAUCUCUGGACUGUUGUCGCCGCUGGAACUUCGAUUGCGCAUUUACAAGCUUCAUAUGA
Molecule: messenger RNA, 621 nt
Organism: Westerdykella ornata
Lineage: Eukaryota; Fungi; Ascomycota; Dothideomycetes; Pleosporales; Sporormiaceae
Exons: 1
Coding region: 1-621 (206 amino acids)
Source: RefSeq, a predicted model, not a curated record